This is a messenger RNA of Drosophila innubila, 1493 nucleotides long. Its product is annotated as protein yellow. The record is from RefSeq and is a predicted model, not a curated record. Bases 89 to 1393 code for a protein of 434 amino acids. The transcript has 3 exons. Gene Ontology annotation, cellular component: extracellular region. Lineage: Eukaryota; Metazoa; Arthropoda; Insecta; Diptera; Drosophilidae.
UGAUGCAGUAGGCGCUCUCAGCUCGAACGGAACGGAAGUCAAUUCGAACACAACGACAAAAAAAAAGUUUCUAAUAAGAAGACGAGCUAUGUUUUCACCCAAAUUCUUUACGGUUUGUCUUAUCAGCUUCGGCUGUUGGCUGUGCAUCGAAGCGAAGUUGGAGGAACGCUUCUCGUGGAAGCAGCUGACCUUCAAUUGGCCCAGCGCAGAGGCCGAGGCGGAGGCCAAACGAAGCGGCCAUUACAUUGAGGAGAACAAUUUGCCACUUGGCCUGGAACGUUGGGAAAACAAAAUCUUUGUCACUGUGCCAAGAUGGAAGGCGGGCGUUGCGGCCACUUUGAAUUACAUUGAUCUGUCGACAAACGAGAAAUCGCCAAAGCUGCGUCCAUAUCCAAGCUGGGAGGCCAACAAGCUGCCCAUUGAAGUUCAACCGCAAGAGCAGAAGACACCAUCAGGUGGUCGCCUGGAUGCGGACAAGGCCCAAAAUGCUGGUGUGCAGUUGGAGAACAAUUCCACAAUCAUAUCCACGUUCCGCAUUCACGUCGACAUCUGUGAUCGCUUGUGGGUGCUGGACACGGGACUGGCUGACAUUUUGGGCAAUCCCAAGCAGAUCACGCCAAAUACCAUUUUGGUGUUUGAUCUUAAGACCGAUAAAUUGCUGCGUCGCUUUGCCAUACCCGCUGACCAGACCAAGGAGGACACAUUCUUCGCCAAUAUUAUUGUUGAUGCGGAUCGGGAACAGUGCGACGAUGCAUUUGCUUAUGUGCCAGAUUUGGGCGCCUAUGGCGUCAUUGUCUAUUCCCUGCGGGAGAACAAAUCGUAUCGGGUUAAGCACAAUUAUUUCCACUUUGAUCCGCUGCAGGGAGACUUUAAUGUUGGUGGCGUCAACUUCCAGUGGACCGAUGGCGUCUUUGGCAUGGCUGUGGGUCCCUUGAAUGCUGAUCAUACCAAGGAUAUAUACUUCCAUGCUCUGGCCAGCACCAAGGAGUUCAAGGUUUCCAAUCGUGUGCUGCAAAACGAGACUCAUGUAAAUGGCGGUGAAUCUUACUAUGACUUUAAAUUCGUCGGAGAUCGCGGCAUGAACGGACAGUCCACGGCGGAAGUCUAUGACAAGGACACGGAUGUGAUCUUUUACACGCAAGUAAACAAGGAUGCCAUUGCCUGCUGGAAUAUCAAACGUCCAUAUACUGCUGACAACCAGGGUCUAAUUGAUUCCGAUUCGCAUACUCUGGUUUUCCCCAAUGAUCUAAAGAUCGACAGGGAAGGAUCACUCUGGGUGCUGUCCGAUAAAAUGCCCACGUAUCUCUACAAGGAACUGGAUCCGUCGGCUGUCAACUAUCGCAUAUUGACGGGCAAGAACCGUGAUUUAAUCAAGGGUACUCCAUGCGAAUAAUUCUUCGUUCGUUCGUUCGUUCUUUGUGCGCGAUUUUAUUUUAUAUAUUUUUUAUUUACAAAUGAAAUUAUGUUUUUCUAAUUAAAACUGCUAAAAUCUA